AUGUUUCCAGUCCAAGACGCCUGUGAAUUUCCUCCCAAAGUUCUCGAGGUGAAGUUUCGUACGCUUGCAGCCGUCACUCGAUCCACCGAAGCUCCCAACCGCACACUGUUCACCCGCUACUCGUCACUAACGAGACUCACCCGCAUCGCUGCAUAUUGCUGCAGAUUUGUGCGGUACUGUCGGGCCAAGCUCGCUGGAUUCCACCUACAAGCCAUUCCGUACCUUACCUCAGCAGAACUACUUGAAGCACAAGAAGGCCUUGUGAAAGUUGUGCAAAAUGAGUGUUUCAGCCAAGAAAUCGCUAUGCUGCUGGCCAGAUGCGAAGCAGAUCUCAAGAAAUCCCCAUUACGUACCUUGAAUCCCUUCAUCCACGAUGAUGUACUUCUGGUCGGUGGCCGGCUGAACCACUCUUCAUACUCGUUCACGCGCAAGCAUCCAAUGCUUUUGCCUGCAGCGCAUCCAUUCACCUCUCUGCUCGUUGAUUCGGUGCACAAGCAGCUUCUCCACGCUGGUCCGUGUGCGAUGAUCGCACACAUCUGUGAACAAUAUUGGCCAUUAAACCUCCGUAACCUGGCACGGAGACACGUCAAAUCCUGCUUGCGUUGUUACAGCACACGACCACAAGCAGAACACCAGCUGAUGGGCCAACUUCCGAAAGCUCGCAUCAAUCCGACCCGUGCGUUCCUCAACACGGGCAUUGACUUCUGUGGUCCAGUUUGGCUGAAGGUACCAGUACGUCGAACGAAACCAGCUCCACCGAUCCGAGCAUACGUCGCUGUAUUCGUCUGUAUGGCUACGAAGGCCGUACACCUCGAAUUGGUUGGCGAUCUCAGCUCCGAAGCCUUCAUUGCAACGUUGAAACGGUUCGUUGCACGCCGAGGCAAGCCAAUCGCUCAAUUUCAAGGCUUUACACGCCGCACGUAUUUCGCUCUACACUCCACACAGUGGAAAUACAAACAGCGACAUCACGUAGGAAUAUCCUCCCGGCUCGAUCACUCUCGAUCGAGUCGGUAG
Molecule: messenger RNA, 1014 nt
Organism: Ochlerotatus camptorhynchus
Lineage: Eukaryota; Metazoa; Arthropoda; Insecta; Diptera; Culicidae
Exons: 1
Coding region: 1-1014 (337 amino acids)
Molecular function (GO): nucleic acid binding
Source: RefSeq, a predicted model, not a curated record